AUGAACGGUCGGCCAGGGCGCGAGAUCCGCCGAUUCAUUCAAGACUCCAACCAUGCACGACGGAAUGAAAUUGCCAAGGCUCUGGGUCUGAACUAUGCCUUCUUCUGUGAGUUUGAGGAGCUCAGGUCUCCGCUGCGGACGCCAGAGCUCCAGGUAUUGGGUGGAGGGGUCCAUGGCAAUGCCAUACUCUCCAAGUUUGACAUUCUAGAUUUGGGCCUAGUGCAGCACAGUGUGCACCCGGUGGACUGGAACAAGGCCGAGGAACCUAGGGCGAGGCUGGAGCCGCGUCGAGGGGAGCGCGCGGUGCUGAGGGCUCGCAUCGCAGCGCCUGGCACCAACCUCGUGGUCUACUGCGCGCACCUGGAGGUGUUCUGCGGGGCUCUCGUCAGGAUGCGGCACCUGGCAGACAUAUUCAAUGACGCCAGGAGCCAGAUCGACCAGGGCUAUCCUAGGAUAGCCAUCCUGGGGGACAUGAAUACCAUGGCACAUGGAGUGGCCCGCCUGUCGCCAUCCUACUGCUGCGAUCGCAUGCGGUUCAGGUUCCUGGGCAGCACAGAGGGAGAGGUGUGGCAGGACAAGAUCCUCAGCGUGCCUGAUCCACGGUAUUCUGAGCCCCAUGCCACUGACGCCUUGGCACCAAACCCACACGUGCUGGCGUGGGGCCUCCCGCCGCAAGUGGCUCUAGGCGCCCUGAACCCGGGCUUCUCAGACCCCUUUGAUGCCAGAAAUACAGUCACGCUGGACAACCCCAAGUAUCGCUGGGGCCCUUGGUCGCUUAUGGCUGGGAAGCUGGACUGGAUGAUGCUACGCCAGCUGACGGUGCACAGCACCAGCCUGGGGAAUCAGGGGUACGAGCUUUCCGACCAUGCAUGGCUGUGUGCUGACGUGUCGGUCUAG
This is a messenger RNA of Auxenochlorella protothecoides, 897 nucleotides long. RefSeq lists its product as hypothetical. Lineage: Eukaryota; Viridiplantae; Chlorophyta; Trebouxiophyceae; Chlorellales; Chlorellaceae. The record is from RefSeq and is a predicted model, not a curated record. Bases 1 to 897 code for a protein of 298 amino acids. The transcript is spliced from 6 exons.